CUUCCGUUCCAGGUGACUCCCAUUUCCACUCGUCUUGACAGCAGUGGAGCUCCGAGCUGGUUAGUGUGCAGAGACUGACGCAGCAGCAUCUAGAAACAGAUAGCGGUCGGUGGGAAUCGGGUGUGAGUCUCUCUCUCUGUGUGUGUGUGUGUGUGUCUGUAUCUAUCUUAAGCCUCGUUUCUUUAAAAGUGAUUCAGUAUUUGCAAUGAAGAAAUUAAAAAGGCCCACAUCCUGACGUCCGCGUUGUGGUCAAUGACGGCUCUGUCUUGGCGUUGGUGACUGACAUGGACGCUUGUGACAAUAAGGAUGUGAAGCUUUCAGCCGAAGUGGAACCGUUCAUCCCACAGAAGAAAGGUCUCGAAGGAUCCUUAGUCAGCAUGAGUCUUUCUGGCGAGGCAGGAGGAGGAGGAGGAGGGGGUGGUGGGGUGGAAACCACUCCCAUACCCAGCUACCUCAUCACCUGCUACCCUUUCGUCCAAGAGAACCAACCCAACAGGCAACAUCCUAUGUAUAAUGGAGGGGAGCUGCGCUGGCAGCAGCCUAACCCUAGCCCUGGUGGUUCAUACCUGGCCUACCCCAUCUUGUCGUCCCCCCAGCCUCCUGUCUCCAAUGACUAUGCUUACUACCAGAUUAUGCCUGCUCCGUGCCCACCUGUGAUGGGCUUCUACCAGCCCUUCCCUGGCACCUAUGCAGGUCCUGUGCAAGCUGGAGUGGUCAACCCUGUCUCAGCAGACGUCAGUGAAAGACCUCUGCCUCUGGGGCCAGCAUAUGGGAUGGCCAGUCAGAGGGGGAGAGGCAUGGUCCGACCUAAUGUUAUCCCAAAGCAACAGUUGGGUGUCUGCCAGCCUCCAAGGGGCCGCCGGCCUCCAACAAGGAGUGUAGCUGUGCAGAAGGAGGUAUGCACCUUGGGGCCUGAUGGUAGGACCAAGACAGUCAUGCUGGUGGAUGCAGCACAGCAAACCGAUUUCCCAGGUGAGGUGUCAGGGCGUAGUGCUGCUGAGCGGGCAAGUCCCCUGCUGUGGAAGAACCGAACAAAGAGAAGACGCGCGUCCCAUCCAGGUGAAAUCUACAACGAGCAGGGCGCUAGUGAAGCAGAUAUAGACAGUGACAGUGGUUACUGUAGCCCCAAACACAACCAGGCAGCAGGGACACAACGAACAGCAGAGAAUGCAGCAGCACCCACAGGAGUAGAAGCUGGUGUAAUGACAGCAGGUACCUGGGUAAAUGUAGCCUCACAGGCUACCCAGAAGUCCUGGGGGGACAGGAAUGGCCAGUUUCACAGAGCAGACCAGAGGAAGAAUCCUGAACAGAGAAACUUCUCCCAGGAUUUCCACAGUGGCUAUCCAGGACGUGUGCCGCCCAACCAGACAGAACAAAGGCUACAGGCAGCAGUGGUCACUGGCACUGAGCUCACCCCAGAGCCCCUCUACUUUGAGGAUGAAGAUGAGUUCCCGGAUCUGGCUACUGGAGGGGCUGCCCAACGCAGCACCAAACCAGAAUCUGCUCCAGCCCAGACACACACGCAACCUAAACUGCCUAAAAACCUGCUGGAUAAUCUACCAGAGAACUCUCCUAUCAACAUUGUGCAAACACCCAUCCCCAUUACGACCUCUGUUCCCAAGAGGGCCAAGAGUCAGAGGAAGAAGGCUCUGGCUGCUGCCUUGGCCACUGCACAGGAGUACUCUGAAAUCAGCAUGGAACAAAAGAAAUUACAGGAGGCAUUCACCAAAGCAGCCGGGAAGAAGAGUAAAACCUCUGUUGAGCUGGACCUUGGAGAUAUGCUGGCAGCCUUGGAGAAACAACAGCAGGCUAUGAAGGCCAGACAGCUCACUAAUACCAAGCCACUGUCUUUCACAGUUGGAACAACUACUCCAUUCCAUGGUUCAGGCUCAACCAGCGUGCCGUCGAUGUUGAAGGGUCACCAGCAGCCAUAUUCAGCCCCACAUAAUUCCCUGGAUUCCACUGCACCACGUAUCAAGAGAGGGAAGGAGAGAGAGAUCCCCAAAGUGAAACGGCCAACAGCCCUUAAGAAGAUUAUCUUGAAGGAACGUGAAGGGAAGAAAGGAAAGACGAGUAUAGAACAAGAGUCUUCAGGCCAGGAGGAGCAUGGGGAGGAGUGUUUACAUUUUACUGAUGAUCUUCCACGAGAGCCUGCCUCCCAAGAAGACAACGGUUUGAGCGUACCCAGUGAUGCCUCCCUUUCCCCGGCCAGUCAGAACUCUCCAUAUAGCAUCACCCCAGUAUCCCAAGGUUCCCCUGCCAGCUCUGGCAUUGGGAGCCCCAUGGCCUCAAACGCCAUCACCAAGAUCCACAGCCGACGUUUCAGAGAGUACUGUAAUCAAGUGCUGAGCAAGGAGAUCGACGAGAGCGUGACUCUGCUGUUGCAGGAACUGGUUCGCUUCCAGGAGCGGGUCUACCAGAAAGAUCCUACCAAGGCCAAAUCCAAACGCCGCCUGGUCAUGGGUCUCAGAGAGGUCACCAAGCACAUGAAGCUGCAUAAAAUUAAGUGUGUCAUCAUCUCUCCCAACUGUGAGAAGAUCCAGGCCAAAGGUGGUCUGGAUGAAGCUUUAUACAAUGUAAUCGCCAUGGCUAGGGAGCAGGAGAUCCCAUUUGUGUUUGCCUUGGGCAGAAAAGCUCUGGGACGCUGCGUCAACAAACUAGUGCCUGUUAGUGUGGUUGGCAUUUUCAACUAUUCUGGAGCCGAGGAUCUCUUCAACCGUUUAGUGUCUCUGACAGAAGAGGCUAGGAAGGCCUACAAGGACAUGGUGUCGGCUCUGGAGCAAGAGCAGGCUGAGGAGGCUCUGAAAAAUGAUAAGAAAGUCCCAUACCAAAUGGGGCAUUACCGCAACCACUCUGCUGCUUCUGCUAUCUCCUUUUGCUCAAUCUUCUCUGAGCCCAUCUCAGAGGUCAAUGAAAAGGAGUAUGAGACCAACUGGAGGAGUAUGGUGGAGACUUCAGAUUCCCUGGAGCCUGUAGAGGCUGAACCAAGCCGCCCUGCACCUUCUACAGCCACCCAGAGAGACAGUGACGCCCUGACAGCUACCCCCAACGCAACCCCAUCUUGCUCCUCUGCUCCUCAGCCCAGACCAGCGCCUCUGACACAGGGUACCAGUGAGAGAGACGAGGUCCGUGUUGACGACCGGCUGGAGCUCGCCUCUCAGCAGAGCACAGAGACAGGCUCAUUGGAUGGGAGCUGUAGGGGGCCACUGAACUCCUCCAUCACCUCAACCACUUCCACCCUGGUCCCCGGGAUGUUGGAGGAGGCAGAGGAGGAGGAGGAAGAGGAGGAGGAGGACUACACUCCUGAACCUAUUUCAGUGGAGGUACCCACCCUCAGCAGUCGCAUCGAAUCCUGGGUGUCGAAGACUCUGGAAAACCUGCAGCUGGGAAAGAGCCAGGAAAGUACGGAGGAGGAGGAGGAGGAGGAGGAGGAAGAGGAAGAGGACGAAGAGGAGAGAGGGCAGAGUGAGGACGAGGAGGACCUCGAUUCAGCAGACAUCACAGAGACAGUGAUUGAGGGAAAAGAGCAAUUGGAGGCAAAGAAGGUCACCGGUUGAUGUCACCUCUCUUCCUCUGUACAUACACUCAUUCCCUCUGUCCUCGGUUGCACACACACAUCCCUCUUCACAACAGCCAGCAGUUUAUCUCCUUUGUCUCUAACCCCUGACACCAGACAUAAUCUCAGGUAUCCAACCAACUGACCAACACUCACAGACACACACCAUUAACACCACACACAGAAACUGACCAACUUACAAACACACAGGGUCACAGACCAAAAGACAACUAACAAAGUUUGAGGGUUUAGUAAUUGACACCAACACUUAUCGUGUAAUUUAAAAGGAUGCCCUCACUUCUUCUGCCCAUAACCUGCUACACUUGAAUUUAGAGGGAAGUUUUUGAUUUUCCUCCUCCGAAGCUGAACUCGAUUAGAGUCAGGGACGUUUCUGGGAGCAAGUGAUGAGCGCUGAAACAAUGUUGAACUGCUGUCUGUAGCUCACAGAGAAGGAAGGUUGGAACCUUUCAGCUCCCAUCUUACGUUAUACAGAGCUCAGAAGGUUUACCGCUCUGCAAGUAUUUCUGUGCUUGUGUGUGUGUGUUUUACAGGCACAUAGUUUGCAUUUAUUUUGCUGUGUUCAUUAGCUUUAUAUUUGUAAAUAAUGUGUGUGUGUGUGUGUGUGUGUGUGUGUGAGAGGUUAUUUUUUUUUUUUCCACCUGACUGCUCCAUGUGGGAAGGAGAGACAUGCAUUUCUUAAUUACUUUUUGGUUGAUAUUUAGCUUUCCUCACAGAAUAUUACAGUGUCGGGGGUUCUGUCGUUCUACCAAAACCACUCCCACCCAUCAGUCUUCAGAGAGUGUUUUUUUUUAAUGUUCAAAUAAUAAGUGGCCCAUUCUGUAUUCAGAUGAUUCAAACGACUUAACUUCUAAGAAGCAAAACAAGCUUUGUGUAUAUAACCUUGUCUAUGUGGUUCUACUACAGUAUAUAAUGGUUUGUCAUAUUGAUCUUGCCUCGUGUGAAACUAUUUGGGGUUGUUUUCCUCUUGACUGGAAUUGUCUUGAGUUCCCAGAUGCUGUCUGUGCUUCAUAAAAAAAAAAAAAAAAAGUGCUCCUGUUUUGUUCUCUCUGGUGGUGUUUUGCUCCCUGAUGGGGAACCUCAAGCUGUCUCUUACUUGGUAAUGACCUAACACCGUUUUUAGAGGCACGUUUAUCAAAUGUACCAUCAACACUGAGAUUAUUUUUACGUUCUUCCAUCCAAGAUAUUUUAAUAAGCACGUAAACGCAGAACUUAGUUACUGUCAUCGUUUUCACCAGCAUUGACUUCCUUUUUAAAAAAAUGCCACUUAAAUCAAAUUCACCAAUAGGACAAGCAGGUGUUUACUGGUAUUUAUGAAGUUUAACAAUGCCCAAGUUUACAAAAAAAACAGACAUGGUUGUUUACAGCUGAAAAGAAUCCUUGUAGAGCUUUUCUAGAUUUUAUAGACAGAUUUUGUGGGGACCGAGCUGCAAUCAGUAGUCUGAUGUCAGUUCACCACAGCUGAGAAGCUCCCUCAUUGGGCAGAGUCACCACUGGAAGUCAAACAUGUCUUCACAAAGUCAUGCACAUACUAAUGAUAAUCCAUUGUAAAUACAAGUGUACAAAAGAGAUGUUGAUUUUGCAUUGUAUUAAAAAACAAAUACAAUCGUCCUGUUCUUAAAGCCAUUUGAUAGUUUUAACAUUUAAACAGUUGAAAUCCAAUUUGAUAGUGAAUCAUAGAGAGAUUUCAGCCAGUCGAUGCGGUGUGUAAAUGCAGUAUGUCGGGCUGUAUGCAAUGUGAAGCCCUGAGAUGGGAGAUGACAGUGUACUGGAUAUCAUACUUGGAAAUUAUGAAAGUAUUUCUAGUUUGAUAAAGGGUAUGCUGUGUGUAGGCUUUUUGUUGCUAUGACUUCCAUCAAAGUGUUUGAAGUAUGUUAAUUGACAACAAGUGUGUUUUUUGCACUAUGUAAAUACGUACUGGUAAAGGUCUUGUAACUAAUGUGAACAAAAAACAAAACUAAAAAACGGUUCAAUGAAGUACUUUUUUCAGCGUGUUCCUCAUCUUUAUAUGGAUAUUUAAGACCAUUUCCUUCAGACUGUACAUCACUAGCAACAUUGUUAGAGGCUGUUUCUCAUAAUCCUGUUAUCACUCUUAACCUAUAUGGACCGAUGAUUAACAUCAUUAAAAUGUUGUUUAUGUAAA
This is a messenger RNA of Morone saxatilis (striped sea-bass), 5717 nucleotides long. RefSeq names its product SECIS binding protein 2-like (gene secisbp2l). Gene Ontology annotation, cellular component: ribonucleoprotein complex. The record is from RefSeq and is a predicted model, not a curated record. Bases 285 to 3557 code for a protein of 1090 amino acids. The transcript has 18 exons. Gene Ontology annotation, molecular function: mRNA 3'-UTR binding; selenocysteine insertion sequence binding; ribonucleoprotein complex binding. Gene Ontology annotation, biological process: selenocysteine incorporation. Lineage: Eukaryota; Metazoa; Chordata; Actinopteri; Moronidae.